AAAGCGGAAAUUUAGGGGUUGAGUCCCGGGGGGGGCUCCGUUUCGGGGCGGCUAACCCCGAGCAGGCCGCCCCGGAGGCGCCGCCCUCCCCUCCCCGCGCACCCCCGCAGCGCCCAGGAGAGGUGGAGGGGGGCGACCGGGCUCUGCGGGGCCGCCGCCGGGGGCUUCCCCAGCCCCGAGCCGCCGGCACCCCCGCCGCUCCUCCGGCUGCCUGUGGGCGGCGGCAGGAAGCGGGGCAGCCCCGCGGCCGCCGGGGGCCGCGCCGCGCACCCGGAAGCGGUUGGGCCGGUUGGAAGGGGGCGGUUGGCGGCUGACGGGCGGGCGGGCAGGCGGCGUCCCGCUGGCGGCCGCGGGGCGCAGGGCAGAGAAGCGGCCCGGCCCCUGCCGCCCCGCAGCCCGCGAUGCCCUGGGACUGCCGGCCGCGCUGGCCACGCCGCGGGGCAUGGUGAGCCCGGGGCGGCCGCUCCCCGCGGGGACCCGGCAGGCGGCCUCGCUGCUUCGCCUCAGCCCCCUCCUCCUGCUGCUCCUGCUGAGGGGCACCGGGGCGCAGAAAGGUGAUGGAUGUGGACACACUGUUCUGGGCCCUGAAAGUGGAACUCUUGCUUCGAUAAACUACCCACAGACCUCUCCCAAUAGCACAGUGUGUGAAUGGGAAAUUCGUGUAAAGCCUGGGCAGCGAGUGCAGCUCAAAUUUGGCGAUUUUGAUAUUGAUGACUCAGAUUCCUGUCAUUCCAGUUACUUAAGAGUUCAUAAUGGGAUUGGCCCCACCAGGACGGAGAUAGGAAAAUACUGUGGGUUUGGCUUUCAAAUGGAUGGUUUAAUUACUUCAAAAAGUAAUGAAGUCACAGUACAGUUCAUGAGUGGAACACACACUUCUGGACGUGGAUUUCUUGCAGCUUAUUCAACCACUGACAAAUCAGACCUAAUCACCUGUUUAGACAAUGCAAGUCACUUUUCCGAACCAGAAUUCAAUAAGUAUUGUCCAGCUGGAUGUGUGAUUCCUUUUGCUGAUAUUUCAGGCACUAUUCCCCAUGGAUACAGAGAUUCAUCGUCACUUUGUAUGGCUGGUGUUCACGCAGGCGUUGUGUCAAAUACUCUGGGUGGCCAAAUUAAUGUUGUAAUCAGCAAGGGCAUUCCAUACUAUGAAGGCUCCCUGGCUAACAAUGUCACCUCAAAAGUGGGGCCGUUAUCUACAGGUCUCUUCACAUUUAAGACAAGUGGUUGCUAUGGGACACUGGGGAUGGAAUCUGGGGUAAUCCCUGAUUCCCAGAUCACGGCAUCCUCUAUUCUUGAGUGGUCUGACCAAACAGGACAAGUGAACAUUUGGAAACCUGAAAAUGCCAGAUUAAAAAGGGUUGGUCCUUCUUGGGCUGCAUUUAUCAGUGAUGAACAUCAGUGGUUGCAGAUUGACUUGAAUAAAGAAAAGAGAAUAACAGGUAUCGUAACUACUGGAUCAACCUUAGCAGAGUACUACUACUACGUCUCAGCCUACAGAAUUUUAUACAGUGAUGAUGCACAGAAAUGGACAGUGUACAGAGAACCUGGCAUGGAUAAAGAUAAGAUAUUUCAAGGGAACACUGAAUUGUACCACGAAGUUCGCAAUAAUUUCAUUCCACCUAUUAUUGCACGCUUUUUCCGGAUUAACCCCUUAAAAUGGCACCAGAAAAUUGCAAUGAAAGUAGAAUUGCUAGGAUGUCAGUUUAGUAUAGGCCGUGCUCCUAAAAUCACCAUGCCACCACCACCUCAGAACAAGAACGAUGACAAGAAUGAUGACUUCAGUGAUGACUUCAUUCAUUCAGUGAAGACUUCGUUGCAGACAGAUAAAACAACUUUCACACCUGAAAUAAAAAACACCACAGUGACUCCAAGUGUAACCAAAGAUGUGGCAUUGGCAGCAGUUCUGGUUCCAGUGCUGGUGAUGGUCUUCACUACUCUGAUUCUUAUCUUAGUUUGUGCGUGGCAUUGGAGAAACCGCAAGAAAAAAAGUGAGGGCGCUUAUGAUCUACCUUACUGGGAUCGUGCAGGAUGGUGGAAAGGAAUGAAGCAGUUUCUCCCGACCAAAUCAGCAGAACAUGAAGAAACUCCUGUACGCUACAGCAGCAGUGAAAUUAGUCACCUAAGACCAAGAGAAGUCCCAACAAUGCUCCAAACAGAGUCUGCAGAGUAUGCUCAGCCACUGGUAGGGGGAAUUGUUGGCACGCUUCAUCAGAGAUCAACCUUUAAACCAGAGGAAGGGAAAGAAGCAAGUUACGCCGAUUUGGACCCUUACAAUUCACCCAUACAAGAAGUUUACCAUGCUUAUGCUGAACCACUACCUAUAACUGGACCGGAAUAUGCUACUCCAAUAAUCAUGGACAUGUCCAGCCAUCCCAGCACACCUCUUGGUGUUCCUUCCAUUUCCACCUUCAAAGCUGCAGGGAAUCAAGCUCCUCCACUGGUUGGAACUUACAAUAAACUCUUAUCUAGGACAGACAGCACGUCAUCAGCACAGGCGCUGUACGAUACACCAAAGGGGCAGCCAGGGCCAGGUGCUGCCGACGAAUUGGUGUAUCAGGUACCACAGAGUGUGGCUCAUUCCGCUGGGAGUAAGGAUGAACUAAGUUAGCUCACGAGUAAGGUAGAAUGAUGGCUUGUUUUUAAAAGCCGGUUCCAUAACGCUGACAGUUUCAUUUUUUUAAUUGCAUUGUUUUGAUAUUGUUAGUCUUAAAUAAUACAAUGUUGAACCAAAAGAUGUGUUAUCGGAGGUCUGGGAAACCGGUAAUUCUGCCUUUCGUUAAGCUGUAUAUAUAAUUACAGCUUGUCUCCUGUAAAACCGUGGACUUUUUUUAUUACUGCUGUACAAUUGUCUGUCAGACAUGAGAGAAGAACUCUUCAAGCUUAGCUUCAGUAAUUCAUAGAUGUGAAUGAUAAGUUGGGAGAAACAGUUAGAAGUACGAAAGCCAGUAAUUUCUUGCUAAUGGUACUAUUUCGGGGGGGGGGGG
Molecule: messenger RNA, 2981 nt
Organism: Chroicocephalus ridibundus (black-headed gull)
Lineage: Eukaryota; Metazoa; Chordata; Aves; Charadriiformes; Laridae
Gene: DCBLD2
Product: discoidin, CUB and LCCL domain containing 2
Exons: 15
Coding region: 443-2605 (720 amino acids)
Biological process (GO): wound healing
Cellular component (GO): plasma membrane
Molecular function (GO): signaling receptor activity
Source: RefSeq, a predicted model, not a curated record